Molecule: messenger RNA, 1950 nt
Organism: Cladocopium goreaui
Lineage: Eukaryota; Dinophyceae; Suessiales; Symbiodiniaceae
Source: the annotation of a GenBank genome assembly
AUGCUCGAGAUGGGCACCUCUCAUGCUUCGAGUUGGUUGGGCACCUCUCAUGCCUCGAGUUGGGCACCUUUGAUGUUUCGAGUCGGGCACCUCUCAUGCUUCGAGUUGGGCACCUUUGAUGCUUGGAGUUGGUUGGGCACCUUUGAUGCUUCGAGUCGGGCACCUUUCAUGCCUCGAGUUAGGCACCUCUCAUGCCUCAAGUUGGGCACCUUUGAUGCUUCGAGUUGGGCACCUCUCAUGCCUCGAGUUGGGCACCUCUCAUGCCUCGAGUUGGGUAUGAGUUGGGCACCUCUCAUGCUUCGAGUGGGGCACCUCUCAUGCUUCGAGUUGGGCACCUUUGAUGCUUCGAGUUGGGCACCUCUCAUGCUUCGAGUUGGGUAUGAGUUGGGCACCUCUCAUGCUUCGAGUUGGGCACCUUUGAUGCUUCGAGCUCGAGGUGGGCACCUCUCAUGCUUCGAGUUGGGCACCUUUGAUGCUUCGAGUUGGGCACCUUUGAUGCUUCGAGUUGGGUGGGCACCUCUCAUGCCUCGAGUUCGGCACCUUUCAUGCUUUGAGUUAACCUCGAGCUGGGCACCCACCUUUGAUGCCUCGAGUUGGGCACCUCUCAUGCCUCGAGUUGGUCACCUGUCAUUUUUUGAGUUGGGCGCGUUUGAUGCCUCGAGUUGGGCACCUCUCAUGCCUGGAGUUGGGCAUCUAGCAUGCCUCGAGUUGGGUUUCCUUGAUGCCUCGAGUUGGACACCUCUGAUGCCUGGAGUUGGUUUCGUGCCCGCAGUUGGUUGCUUUCCUCUCCAGUUGGGCACCUUCGAUGCUUCCACUUCCACUUCGGCACCUCGAGUUGGGCACCUCUCCUGCCUCCAGUUGGGCAUCGUUGAUGCCUGGAGUUGGGCAUCUCUCAUGCCUCGAGUUGGGCGCCUCCAUGCCUCGAGUUGGGGACCUUUGAUGCUUCGAGUUGGGCACCUCUCAUGCUUCGACUUGGGCACCUUUGAAGCCUCGAGCUGGGCACCCACCUUUGAUGCCUCGAGUUGGGCACCUCUCAUGCCUCGAGUUGGGCAUCUAGCAUGCCUCGAGUUGGGUUUCCUUGAUGCCUCGAGUUGGACACCUCUGAUGCCUGGAGUUGGUUUCCUGCCCGCAGUUGGGAUCUCAAUCUGGGCUCUUUCGGAAAGCCGCAGCUUAGUGUGCGCUGGGCGCUUCGGCCCACCCGAUGGCAAAGAGGCGGAAACACCCAAUUCGCACCGCUCUCAAUUCUUGGACUUUCCUGGGAUCGAAGGCUACAAGGAAGCUACAGGCAUCGAUCUGUCCGUCAGCGCCUACGUGGCGCGAAAGGGCCAGGAACGGAAAGCCAUCGAAGGGCUGGCGGGACGGCCCGGCCCCAAGAGACAGGAAGUCUUUGAGGAGGAGUCCAUCGCUCAGAUCCUGAAGUAUGUGAAGGAAAAAGCCAAGGAUCCAAAGCCCUUCUUCAUCUACUGGGCCACCUAUUGUCAGCAACUGCAAGGCGUAUCCUCCCACUUCAACGAUCCUCACGUGGACCAUCUGAACGCCCAGGCCAGCAUGAUGGCGGCUCACAGUUCAUAUGUUACACGGCUCUUGGACACUCUGAAAGAGGAACAGAUUGCAGAGAACACCCUGGUAGUCUGGAUGAGUGACAACGGGCCCAUGUACGCCUUCUACCCCAACUCGGGCUAUUCCUGGCUCCGUGGCGGCAAGGGCCAGGUGCUGGAGGGCGGAGUGCGGACGCCAAGCAUGGCGUGGUGGCCUGGAAUGAUUUUGGCCAACCAGGAGCCAGUGGAUUUGCUGCACAUCACGGAUCUCUACACCACCGCAGCGCGGCUGGGUGGCGCACUGGACGCUAUUCCCGAAGAUCGAGUGGUCGAUGGAGUGGAUCAACUGCCGCUGCUCUUGCUGGGAGAGGGCCAUGGACGGAGAAAAAAGAUCUUUUUCUACAGUGCCUUG